GUUCGAUUUUUUGACAUGUGACAGUACACGUGUUUUUGUUUUUGAAAAAGUGAUCAAUUUGUGUUUUUAAAUCGUGUAAAGUAACAAAACGGGAGAUGGAGGACGAUUCUGAGUUACAAAAUGUACCUCCCGAAGCCUCCAAAAGGGCCACAUCGCCGGAGGAAACACCACCGGCUAAAAAAGUGAGGUUAAGUUUAUCUGGUAAGGACUUCAGAAAACUGCUACAAACCGGGCAAACAGUCCAAGCCCUUCAGGGAUUUUCCAAAUAUGUCGAAGACUCCAAGCAGGAUUUCAUCAAGGGUUAUUUGGACGCUGGGGGCAGUGCAUUAGAAAUCCUCCAGUUAGUUGAGGGCGAAUCGGAGGUGUCCCCCGUGUUAGUUUUUGACGUCGUAAAUACGAUUUUGUUACAAAUCGGCUCGAAAUUGCCGCAAUUUCAAAGCGCGGCUUUUGAUUGUUGUCGCUAUUUGCUUAACACUUACGUUUCUUUAAUUAAUAAAAUGUUGGGGUUGAGUUCAAAUACAAGAGAACGUGUGGUCGCGUUGAAACUUUUAACGACAAUUGUUACGUUUUCGGUGGUUUUGGCGAAGGAUAUUUUGCUACAUGUUAAUUUUAAUCCGACGAAUAUUGAAUUGUUGUCGAGGGCGAGCGAGGGGAAGACUGAAGUGCGUUCAGCUUUUAUUCAUUUUCUUACCGCGUUUUUAAUCGAUGGACAUUUUCCAGUCCUGUCGGUACUUUUGGACAAGAAGGGGUUUAUGACGAGUAUUGUGCACGGUUUGUUGUACGAUAAAGUCGAUGUCGUUGUUUUGGUUUUAACGGCGAUGAAAAACCACAUUUUGGAAAAUAGUUUCGUUUCGAAAACCGUCAAAAUGAAAACGUUUAGUACACCGGUGGUGCGGGAUAUUGUCAAUUUAUACAAUUGGAAAGGACCGGCCGGUUUAAUCGAAAAAAAGCGGAACCAUAGUAUUAUUGUGGACGAUAUUGAUAAGUCUAAAGUGAGCGAAGCCGUUCAUUCCUUUUUGUUGGUUUUGUGCACUUCUCAUAAGCACGGAGUUAUUUUCAAAGAUCCUCUUGUCGGUUUGGGGAGGAGACAAAAUUCACUCAUGCAUACAGUUCUGGAAAGUCUGGAAAGGCCCUGGGAACACUCAUAUGCCGGAGAGCUUGUUAUAAAAAUUUGCAAGGCUUGUCCGGAUCUUUUGAGGUCAAUGUGGUCGAAUUUGAAGGAGUUUUUAGAGCCUCGUAUGACUGUUAAGUGGCUCAAUGCAAUGAAAUUUGCAAAGACACUCCUCGACGAGCUUCAACCAGACUGUAUUGAGCCCAUUGUUAACAAUUUGAAUGUUCAUCAGAUCGGCCAAAUUGUGACAAUAUUAGCCGCCCCUUUACAGCUUUUAAAAACCGUUAUUCCGCAAGAACGCACAUUUGAGCGAGCCUCUGUCAAGUAUCACGUUAUGUGUUUGUGCUUAAAAAUGGCCAAGUCGCUUGAAAAAUAUUUAAACCGCUCAAAAGCCUGGAAUAUUGAUCAAGAAGUGUUGAAAAUCUUAUUGUCGAAUUAUAUUCAGCGAAAUUUCCCUGAUGUUGAGUUAAUUCUAAAUGAUUGGGACCAAAAAGACGACGAUUUGUCUCUUUGUGAUUAUCUCGAUACGGCCUUGGAUUUACUACAGACGUACAAAAGUUUGGCUCCGAAAAUCCUCAACGACUUUUCACUAACGUUCGACUUGAAACAAUUUUUAACCAAAUGCGAAACGUUGGAAAAUUCGCAACGAUUGCAAGUAAAGGCUGUUAAAUUUUUCCUGGAUUUGGAGCCUGCUUUAUUUCGGCCCAAAACCGAUUUAUUCGAAACAAUUCUCUUACUGUCUUUUGAAUUUUAUUACGAUAGUAGAGACCCGAUUGUUUUGGAAAUGUUGACUCGGGUUUUGCAAAGUACGGGUCUUUUUGAUGGCUAUUUGUUCGAAAUUGAUUUUUGGAUCGAUGGUGUUUUAAAUUUGAAAAGUUACGAUGAAGACGUAGCGAAAUUUCUUUGCUCUCUGAUUAGGAAAAUUGACGAGGACUCGGGCGAGUUUAAUAGAAAAUUGUUCGAGCUUCAGGGGGCGAAUUUUAGUCCGCUUUUGUUGGGGAUUGAUGGGGUUUCAAAGUCGAUGAAAAAGUAUUUAAAUUUUGUCAUUUUAAAUUUGUUUCAUUUGCAAGUGGAUGAUGCGAGUGCUUUUGUUGUAAUUGUGUCAAAUUUUGAUUUUUUGUCAAGUGAUUUGCUGGAAUAUAUGAAUAAUUGGAGUAAUUUGGUGGUUACGGAUUUGCCAAAAUGUAAAGGAAAAAUUCUAGAAGAGUUUCACAAAUUUUCAAGUGAUUUUCUCAACCAGGACUUGGAGAAUUUCAACUGUGAUUUGUAUCCGAAUUUUAAAUUAAAUUUAUUACAGUGUGUCAUAUUUUACAUAACAAACUCAAUUAAAGCAGAUGUAUUAAAAGAAAAUCAAAUAAAAAACACUGUGAAAUUUAUUUCUGGCUUCAUAUCUGAUGAUACGUUCGAUGAGCGUUACGUUAAAACCAUAUUAGGAAAUUCACUUUUAUUACAUAAUUUAACUCUCUUCGAUUCGAACAAUUUUUCAACGCAAUUAAUCCUCAACGUGAUUAAAAGUGCGAAGAAUGCAAACAUCGAUGACUAUUUGACCCAUUUUCGGCGUAAAAUCGUUUCAACGAUCUCGAAAAUUUUUCGUAAAAGUGACAAAUACGAAAAUGCGACUCUUUCGAUGGAAGUUAUCGAAACUGUGAGUUUGAGUAGCGAACAAUGCCGAAAGUUGCUGGAAAAAUUUGCAAUCUCGGUCGAAAUUAAGCGUUUCUUCCCAGUAGCGUGUUAUUGUUUGGACCGAAUGUCUGAAAACGAUUCGAAUUCGCAACCGUUGAGUAACAAAACCGUCCAAAAAUUAUCACAAAUUUUACAAAUCUUGCUAGAGGAACAAGUUACAAAUUCGCAUAGCUUGUCGUUAUCUCUCUUAAACUAUUUGAAAGUUUUUCCCCACAAUCUUGAAGGUGUUGAAAGUAAAUUAUUCGAUAGUUUGGUCUCAACGACCGAAUUUAAUAAAGACAAUCUUUCGCUUUGCAAGUUUCUCUUGGACCGAAAACCGGAGAUUUUCUCAAAUUUUGAAAACAAUCUUGACGUGAUUUGCUCCAAACGAAGUUUUAUUUUAUAUUUAUUGGAUGUACUGGUCGAGAAAUGUGAUAAUGCUUUGCUUGAAAAAAUUUUCAAUAAAUGUGAAAGUUACAUAAUUAAAGCGUUGCAAAAACCGCAUAAAGCCGGUCAACAUUUUCAAAAUCACUAUCGGAGUGUUGGUAUUUUAAUCGAGAGGUUUAUGAAGCCUGAUGGUGCAUCCCAAAUCCAGAAAUUUGAGACUUGCGAAUUGUUUCACGUCUAUUUAUUGAAAAAACGUUACGAUAAAGUCGACAGAAACGAGAAAGUUCUGGGGAACAUUAUUAUGACUUUGAUUCACUUAUUGAUGAGUCUGUUGAAGCAAAAAAGUGGGUCAAAAAGUGUGGAGAAUUUGACCGAGAUUGGUGAACUUUUUAACGAGUUUUUGAGUGAAAUUCCGAAGGAAAAAUUUGAUAUGACCUCACUGAGCUCGAAUGAAACUUUUAAAAUGUUUUGCAAACUUUGUCUCAAGUACGGUUUGACCGGGGAUUUGGUUUUGGUCAAGAUUUUGUCACAAUUGGUCCAAUUAUGCACAGUUGAAGAUGAGGGAAAGUUAAUUUUGGAAAUGUUAUUGUCACAUUCACACUUUUUGGACGUCAUUUUGAGUGACUCUCAUGAGGAAAUUGCAAACUUGUGGCUCAUUUUGUGCGAGAAAUGGCCGCAAUUCAUGGAAAGGAGUCACAUUCCGGUGCUUUUAUCGGCCUACAAGGCCACAAAUUCCGACAAAACAAUCCUACAUUUAUUAAAAAUGUACGAGGCGCGAGCCGAGCAGACGCAAUUUUUCGAUUUUAAGCCCUUUUUGUGGGGGCGCGCUGCCGCCUCUCACUAUUCCGUUCGUUCCGAUAUUCAGAAAGUGUUGUGGCGGCAACCGAAAACGGCCGAUAUUUUGAACAAUCUCCAUGUUGGUACAAUUAUCGCGACGAUAAACAAUCCACAAGGUCGGAAUUCCUACGACCUUGACUACUUUCUACCUUUGUUUAUCCACAUCUUGUCGCCGGAAAAUCCGGUUGCAACUUACCGUUUCACCAGAACCGGAGCUCUAGCUCUGGCUCUUACUGGACUCCGGGGCGACAAGGCGCAAAGAUUGGCCACUUGUCACAUUUUGCAACGCUUUUACUUCCAUUUGGAGGCGAAACAGACCGGAAAAGACAAUUUAUUGUGGUUGCGUUUUAUCGAAGCGAUUUGUAAAGGGAUUGUGGUACUCGAGGAUUUCAAAAUAAAUAACUUCGUUGGUAUUUUCCUCUCACGAACGGCACUAGUUUUGGCGCAACCGACCGAUGUUAUGUAUGUUCCCUUGACGCAGUAUUUGUCCGCCAAAGAUUCACUGGACUUUUCCGGGAUCCCGGAACUUUACACGUUUUUGCAUAGUCCGCAUGUGGACUCCAGGGAACACAAGACCUUCAUUUUGGAAGUUUUGAGGGACGGUUUGAGGGAUGAUAAAGAUUUUAUAACCCUGUUGAGGACGAUGGGAUUUAAGUUGAUUUCGGAACUGUGUUCGAGUAGUGUUUGUGACACUCAGACGAGACUAUUAGUUUUGGAAGUGUUUGAAGUUUGUUGUGAGGCCGCCUCUGGAGUGAAAAUCUUGUGCGGGAGUUUGGCGUUUUUGAGCCAGAUUUUUACACUAGUUUUAAGGAAUUGCGAAGAUGGGAGCGUUUUAGUUAAAUUAUUGAAAAUUUUAUUAAAAAUUGUUGAAAAAUCGCAAGACAGGUACAAAAAUUUUGUCGUGUAUUUGAAUCUAGUUAUGAUUUUUGGGGACGAGAAGCUUUUUAAAUGUCUGAUUGAAAGUAAAGUUUCGGAUGUUUUUUACCACGUGUUGAAUGUUAUUGUUAAUCGGUUUCCUGAUUUUUUUGUAAAAGAACAUUACGACAUUAUUCUUGAAAAAACUAACGAUAAGUUUUGUAAAUAUUUAGAUGCGUUUGGAUGUCGUUAUGUACGGGAAAGUGAUUGUUCAAACCCUGCGAACCCCAAUUAUUUAAGACUGGUGUUUUUUAAUAAACUUAAAAAUAAGGAACGCAACCAACAAGACACCAGUAGAACCAGUUCGCUUGCAAACUGCAUAGAGAAGCGUAGAAGAGUCAAGGCCUACAUUUGCAAGAAGUGCAAGUUUACGUCUAGCAGGGACGUUUCGCGAUUGCUGUACGCUUUCCGUUGUUGUUGGUGUUCAGUAAUGGACGUGAAAAUGGCCAGAGAGGAGGUACAAGUACCUCUGAGAGACAAACCGUUGAAACAGUUGAACCGAAUUGCGAAAAGACCAAAAUUGGAUGUCGAAUUUCAAGAUUUGAAGUAUUCGAUUAGGGAUAGUAACGCCAAGGGGGGAUGGAGGACUAUUUUGAAUUCUGUAAACGGAAAGUUCCGUUGUGGCGAAUUCACAGCGAUACUGGGACCAAGCGGUGCCGGAAAAAGCUCUCUACUGAAUAUCCUUGCAGGUUGUGUAACCGGAGGUGUCAAAGGUUCGAUCAAAAUCAACGAUCGUCCUCGAGAUAUGAAAAUUUUCAACAAAUUGUCUUCAUACAUCAUGCAAGAGGAUUGCAUCCAACCGAGAUUAACAGUAAAAGAGGCAAUGAUAUACGCAGCAUGUCUCAAAUUAGGGGCCCAUAUCGAAUACCGUGAUAAACUGGCUGUGAUUCACGAAGUGAUCGAUCUUUUAGGGCUGGAAAAGUGUGUGGAUACUCUAAGUGAGCAUCUGUCGGGAGGUCAACGCAAAAGGUUAAGUGUUGCUCUUGAACUAGUUAAUAAUCCUCCGGUGAUUUUCCUGGACGAGCCGACGACUGGUUUGGAUAAUUUUGCCAUAAACCAGUGUAUCCACUUAUUGAAAAAAAUCAGCCAGUUGGAUCGAACUGUCGUUUGCACGAUUCAUCAACCUCCGGCUUCCAUCUUUCAAUAUUUCGAUCAGGUAUACAUCGUUGCUAAUGGAUAUUGUGUUUACAACGGUGCCCCGAACCAAUUGGUUCCAUUUUUCAACGUCGUUGGCCACUCUUGCCCUUCAAACAACACACCGGCCGAUUACAUGAUCGAAUUAAUUCACUCGCAACCGACCUUGAUUCAAAGCUUCCAGGCUGCGAUACAAAACGGAAAGAUCAACAUGAAGGAGCGCUACCAGAGCGACAAACCGGCGAAAGAAUACACGAACGAUGGUGUUUAUAAUGACACCACCGAAGUCGUAAUUCAAAAAAGCGACAUUGAUUUUGCGACUUCGUUCAACGUCCAGUUUUCGAUUCUCUUGUCUCGCAUGUUUUUACAAAUGAGGCGCAAUCGUCUAGGACUCUACAUCCAGUUCUUCCAUCAUUUGCUGUCCGGUUUAAUAGUCGGUGGUAUUUUCUACGGAAUUGGAAACGACGCCGCACAAACGAUCGCAAUUUUUAAAUAUUGCGUCUGUAUUAAUGUGUUUUUUAUGUACACACAUGUUAUGAUGCCGGUGCUUUUGUUUCCUUUGGAAGUCAGUUUGAUGAAACGAGAAUAUUUUAAUAGAUGGUACGGACUCAAGGCUUAUUACGCGGCCAUGACAGUCGUCACGUUACCACCACUGAUUAUUCUGGGGAUGAUGUUUUCAACAAUUGUCUAUUUCAUGUCACACCAACCUCUGGAAACUGAUCGGUUUCUCGGGUUUACUUUAACAGGGCUUGCAGUGGCGCUCACUUCGCAAGGUUUAGGUUAUUGCAUCGGUUCCAUUUUUAGUAUAACUAAUGGUUCGGUGGUCGGACCUUCAGUCCUGGCACCACUUCUAGCCCUUGCUGUGUACGGUAUGGGUUAUAGGGCUUCCAUCGAACCCUUCUACAAGGUGUUAAUGACUUUGACUUACAUUCGAAACGGUGUUGUUGGCAUUUGUAACAGUUUGUUUUACGAGAGACCGCCUCUAACUUGCGGUGAGGAGGAAAUUUAUUGUCAUUACGCGCGUCCUGAUAUACUUAUGGGUGACAUGGCAAUACCUCUGAUGCACUAUCGGUACCAACUAGGCAUUAUUUGCAUUUUCAUGAUUGUUUUUCGAAUCGUUGGUUACUUUUCGUUAAAGUGUCGACUGAACAAUGAUCUAGCCACGAAAAUAAUGUUCUACGCGAAAAAAAUCAUCAAACAUAAAUAUUAAUCGUUGGUAUUUUGUUAGUUAGUACCUGCUUGAAUGUGAUAAUUAGGAUAGUUAGUAACUAUUUUAUUUAACAAAAAAUAUACAGUAUGAUUUAUAAAUAAAGUGUAUUUAGGUUUUUGAA
Messenger RNA from Tribolium castaneum (red flour beetle), 7377 nucleotides. RefSeq lists its product as uncharacterized. The transcript has 13 exons. Gene Ontology annotation, cellular component: membrane; nucleolus. Gene Ontology annotation, molecular function: ATP hydrolysis activity; ABC-type transporter activity; ATP binding. Gene Ontology annotation, biological process: maturation of LSU-rRNA from tricistronic rRNA transcript (SSU-rRNA, 5.8S rRNA, LSU-rRNA); maturation of 5.8S rRNA from tricistronic rRNA transcript (SSU-rRNA, 5.8S rRNA, LSU-rRNA). The record is from RefSeq and is a predicted model, not a curated record. Bases 96 to 7256 code for a protein of 2386 amino acids. NCBI's taxonomy places the organism in Eukaryota, Metazoa, Arthropoda, Insecta, Coleoptera, Tenebrionidae.